Messenger RNA from Arabis nemorensis, 1518 nucleotides. NCBI's taxonomy places the organism in Eukaryota, Viridiplantae, Streptophyta, Magnoliopsida, Brassicales, Brassicaceae. The record is from the annotation of a GenBank genome assembly.
AUGGAGAAAUUCUCGUACAACUCUUAUCCAGAUUCGACUGAUUCUUCACCGAGAUCUCGUGAAAUCGACUUCGAUAAUCCACCGCCGUGGGAUGAUCAGAACCAGCAGCAACCACAGAGCUACAAGGUGAAGUUCAUGUGUAGCUAUGGAGGUAAGAUUCAGCCUCGUCCUCAUGAUAAUCAGCUUACUUAUGUAAACGGUGAAACGAAGAUCCUCUCCGUUGAUCGCGGUAUUAGAUUCUCCGUUUUAGCUUCGAAGCUCUCCGCCGUCUGCGGCGGUGGUGACGGCGGCGGAGAUGUUUCGUUUAAGUAUCAGCUUCCUGGAGAAGACCUAGACGCUUUGAUCUCUGUUACUAACGAUGAUGAUCUCGAACAUAUGAUGCACGAGUACGAUCGUUUGCUUCGUAUGUCGUCUAAACCAGCGAGGAUGCGCUUGUUUCUCUUCCCGGCUUCUUCCGGUGGAUUUGGUUCUCAAGGUUCGACUCAAUCGGAUCGAGAUCGAUUCGUUGAGGCGCUUAAUACGGUUCCUAGGUUAUCUGAAUCGGAGAAAUCCGUAACCGCUACUCCGAAUAACGCUGAUUUUCUGUUUGGAUCGGAGAAAAUCGUCGCUCCGCCGCCACCGCCACCGCCGACUGAGGUUAAAUUACCUGUUCCGGCGGUGCUUGAACCUCCGUUGUUCAACGAUCCUCGCGUGAUUCAACCCGAUCACGGCGUGAAUCCGAUUGAUAUUCAAAGACAAAUGCAGGAAUUUCAGAGGAUGCAAAUUAGGGAUCAGGAAGCUGUAUACAGAAGAAAGAGCGAAGAUGAAACCGGAGGUUACGUUCCUCCUCCGACGUAUGCUCAUACUCCGGUGCAACCACCUCCACCGCAGCCGACGAUUACACAAGCUCCUCCGAUGACUUUCUGGCAAGGAAACCACAAUAAUAAUACCGGAGGCGUAUUUCCAACAACGGGAUUAGGAAUACCGGAGCAGCAACCAGUAUACAUGAUUCCAUCACCGUCACCAUCUCCACAUCCCGGAACUGUAUACCACGCGCCACCGCCGCAACAACCACAAGGCGUCAUGAGACCAGUAGCUACAGGACAAGUAAACCAAGGCGGCUACUAUCCUCCGGCUCCGGUACAGAGAAUGGCUUCAGAUACUUACAGAGAACAACACCAACAAGCUUACACCAUGUCUAAGCCACAGCCACAGCCACCGAUUGGAACGAAAGUACAACAACAACCUCAUCAGCCUUUUACCACCGGUCCUCCACCGCCGCAAUACUCCGCCGUUCCACCGCCGCGACAAGUCGUCGGAUUACCAGAGACAACGGCGUAUAUUUCUCAGGUGACUUACACCGGAGGAAUGGGGAAACAAGUUUACUAUACGGAGGCGGCACCACCACCUCCACAGUACCAUGGAAUUGGUUUACCUGUGACUGGUAUGAACGAACUGAGAACCGGACCGGACGGGAAGCUUGUUGCUAUGAACAUGACACCGAAAGUUUCAUCGCAAAAUUCAGAUUCGGCAGUUUGA